AUGCUGGAUCCACGUUCUCUCGUCGCCCAGGCGGAAAAGCUAGCCAAGCCACAGUCUGGCUUUAUGUCGUUUUUUUCUGGCGGCAACUCUUACCGUUUGGAAGAGGCCACUGACUUUCGUGUUCAGGCUGCCAACUCAUACAGAUUGAAGAAGGACUUUUCCAGUGCUGGUCUGCAGUUCUUGAAGGCAGCUGAGCUUCAGAAACAGCUUGAUAACCAGAAUGACGUGGCUAAUCAUCUUGUGGAGGCUUACAAGUGUUUCAAGCUGGUUUCUCCUACAGACGCUAUUGAUGCGUUGAAACAAGCGAUCCAUAUCUUUUUGACGCAGAAUGGUCAAUUCAGAAGAGCUGCUAAUUUUCAAAUGGACUUGGCGGAGUUGUAUGAGUCGAUAGAUGAUGUGAAUAAUGCUUCGGAAAGUUACGAGAAGGCAGGUGACUAUUUUUCCACCGAUCACGCUCCUUCUCUUUCAAACAAGGCUUUCUUGAAGUGUGCUGACUUGAACGCUCUUCUGGGUAACUACUUGAAGGCUCGUGAACACUACGAUACUGUGAUUAAGAACUCUUUGGGCAACCAGUUGACCAAGUGGAACUUGAAGGACUACUUCUUGAAGAACAUCUUGUGCACAUUGUGCGCUGACGAUAUCGUGGAGGCCCAGAAAAGAUCAGAAAACUAUGCCGAAGAAGAGCCUAGCUGGCCAUCUACUAGAGAAUACAAGUUGGUCGAGGACAUUUUGGCCGCCAUUGAGCUGGGCGACCUCCAGUCCUUCUCCGACAAGGUAUACGAGUUCGACCAGUUCACCAAGUUGGACAAGUUGAAGACACAGUUAUUAUUAAAGAUCAAGAACUCCGUGGUGGACCAGGAUGACGAAGAUUUGACUUAA
Messenger RNA from Candidozyma haemuli, 879 nucleotides. RefSeq lists its product as uncharacterized. Bases 1 to 879 code for a protein of 292 amino acids. Gene Ontology annotation, cellular component: vacuolar membrane; SNARE complex. The record is from RefSeq and is a predicted model, not a curated record. Gene Ontology annotation, molecular function: syntaxin binding; soluble NSF attachment protein activity. The transcript has a single exon. Gene Ontology annotation, biological process: SNARE complex disassembly; intracellular protein transport. NCBI's taxonomy places the organism in Eukaryota, Fungi, Ascomycota, Pichiomycetes, Serinales, Metschnikowiaceae.